Messenger RNA from Gastrolobium bilobum, 387 nucleotides. Its product is annotated as RING-H2 finger protein ATL52-like. NCBI's taxonomy places the organism in Eukaryota, Viridiplantae, Streptophyta, Magnoliopsida, Fabales, Fabaceae. The transcript has a single exon. The record is from RefSeq and is a predicted model, not a curated record. The coding region runs from base 1 to 387 and encodes 128 amino acids.
AUGUAUCUUUUCCCUGGGAUUAUGAUAACUGGAGCAGUGGUAAUUGCUUUCACAUUUUUCAGUCUCACCAUGCUAGGAUGGUGCACUUAUACCCAUCACAUACCAUCCCUUCCUACAACAGUCGUAUCUUUUGAUGACAGGUUAUCUCCUUGCAUGAAUUUAGAGUCACAUUCAAUUACAUUUCAGUAUAAGGCUGCAGAAGGCACAGUAAGCCAGACAGAAUGUGUUAUCUGCUUGACAGGCUUCGAAGAAAAGGAAAGUGUUCGGAAGCUUCACAAGUGCACGCACAUCUUCCAUACAUCUUGCAUUGAUAAGUGGCUUGGCUCUCAUUCUGGCUGCCCAUUGUGCCGCACUCAGGUUGACAAAGUGGCUUCCCCAAAUGAUUAG